Saccharomyces cerevisiae S288C is the source of this 4197-nucleotide messenger RNA. It is a transcript of the gene MHP1, whose product is annotated as Mhp1p. Gene Ontology annotation, biological process: cytoskeleton organization. Gene Ontology annotation, cellular component: cytoplasm; spindle. The transcript has a single exon. The record is from RefSeq and is marked reviewed. Lineage: Eukaryota; Fungi; Ascomycota; Saccharomycetes; Saccharomycetales; Saccharomycetaceae. Bases 1 to 4197 code for a protein of 1398 amino acids.
AUGGACUCCAAGGACACGCAAAAGUUGCUUAAGGAGCACCGAAUCCCCUGCAUCGACGUUGGAUGGUUGGUCAGGCCCAGUGCCUCCACCAGCAAGAGCUCCAGACCAGGGAAAUCCGAGUCCAAGGCCAACAGUGUGGCUCCUGACAUCCAGAUGGACACUGCUCGCCCGCCCGUUUUCGAAACGUCUGUAGACUCUUCCAGCAGCAUUCUUUCUUCAAACGAUAAGGGACGCCGUCACUCCGUAGCUGCGAGCUUGCUAAUGGAUAAUCAGCGUGCUAACGCUGGGUCUACAUCCGUUCCCACAAACAUUCCUCCCCCUAGGGGUAGGUCGAAGUCAGUGGUGGAGACUAACCUGUCUAACGUUGAGGCUGACUCCGGACAUCAUCACCACCACCGCCACCACCAUCACACGGAAGAUGCUCCUGCACCUAAGAAGGUCGGAUUCUUUAAGAGUCUGUUUGGCCAUAGGAAGAAGGAUCAGGAACAACAGGAGAAGGAACGAGAAAGGAAAGAGCGCUCACCCUCUCCGACUCACGUGGACCGUGGCGCGGCCAUAAGAAGAGAAAGAACGGCUACCAUAUCUGCGGAAUCACCACCGCCUUUGCAGUACAAUGCUCCACCCUCUUAUAACGAUACUGUGGUACCGUUAACAAGAUCCAAGACGGAAUCAGAAGUGUAUUACGAAAAUCAUCCGCAAAGCUACUACCAUGGCCGUAUGCGCACAUACCACUCACCAGAAGAGGGUAAAGUCGACGGAACUUCCCCCGCAGACGAUCAUAACUAUGGCGGCUCUCGACCUGAUCCUAGAUUAAUGGAUUUCUUGCGCUACUACAAAUCUAAGGAUUACAAAUUAGCCGCCUUCAAAGAAGGGAACUUUAUUAAGUCAUCUGCGUCUCCCACAACCAAGAAAAAUAGACGCGCUUCGUUCUCAUUACAUAACGACAAACCACAACCUGCCAAAUCACUUGCUCACCAGAAAUUUGACGCUAAGGGAAGACCCAUUCCGCCGCAUCCCGACGCACCCAAAUUGCCUUCCGCCUUCAGGAAGAAGCAUCCAAGCAACGCAUCGAUAGUAGACACAGUGGAUUCCAAUUCGGACGUUUCCUCGUCAGCGCAGAAUAAUAAUCAGACACCUUCUUCUCAUAAAUUCGGCGCCUUUUUAAGGAAAGUUACCUCUUAUGGGAACAACAACAACAACAGCACCAAUGCCUCCUCCCUUUCUGCAAACGUCAAUAAUCCAGACACCUCAUCGACGUCCCUAUGGUCUUCUAGUUCAAUGGAGUUCGACCCUUCAAAGAUAACCACCGUCCCCGGCCUCGAGAAUAUACGGCCCUUGAAACACGUCUCCUUUGCUACGAACACCUAUUUCAACGAUCCUCCACAACAAAUAUGCAGUAAAAACCCUCGUAAAGGUGAAGUGGAAGUGAAGCCUAAUGGAUCUGUUGUCAUUCAUAGGUUGACUCCGCAAGAACGCAAAAAAAUCAUGGAAUCGACUAGUUUGGGUGUUGUCGUUGGGGGGACCGGGCAAUUAAAACUAUUAAAUCCCGAGGAAGACGACGCAAAUGCCAAGAGUAAAGAGGAGAUGGCCCCUCAAAAGCAGAACGAAGUGGAGGCACACGACGAGGAGGAUAACAAUUCUCAAAGGAGAAACAUCGUUAUGGCCGCUGCAGAAGCUGCUGCAGAGGCCAGAGCCAAAGAGGCACCUAACGAAUUGAAACGUAUCGUGACCAACAAUGAAGAAGAAGUCACUGUCAGUAAGACCGCCAGCCAUUUGACCAUCGAUAAGCCAAUGAUUUCAAGAAGGGGUGCUUCCACAUCCUCUUUGGCCUCCAUGGUGUCCAGUGAUACCAACGGUACGAACGCAGAUGAUGAAGGAGAAAUUCUUCCCCCACCUUCUUUGAAGAUACCUCACGACAUUGUGUAUACCCGUUGUUGUCACUUGCGAGAAAUUCUGCCCAUACCAGCCACAUUGAAGCAAUUGAAAAAGGGCUCGACGGACCCUAUCCCCAUCUUACAGUUACGUAACCCAAGACCUUCUAUGGUGGAAAUUUGGUCGUUCAGCGAUUUCUUGAGCAUUGCUCCCGUUUUAUGUCUUUCGUUGGACGGUGUACAAUUAACCGUGCAAAUGCUUAGAAUAAUUUUGAGUUCGCUGGUUUACAAACAGCAUUUCCAAAAACUUUCUCUAAGAAACACCCCCUUGGAUGAAGAAGGAUGGAAAGUUCUGUGUUAUUUUGUCUCCAAGGCCAAGUCUCUGCACUCUAUUGAUUUGACAAUGGUCCCUUCCAUCAAGACAAAUGUACAAAAGCCUUCUAAAUCUUCUUUGAAGUCAAAAAUUCUGAGAAUGCAAUGCAACUUGGAAAAUAGAUCCGACAUGAACUGGGACCUUUUGACAGCUUCUAUUGCCCUCAUGGGCGGUUUGGAGGAAAUUGUCAUUUCCGGGGCCAAGAUGAAUUCUGCACAAUUCAAAAACUUCAUCCUCGUUGCUUGUAUAGCAACCGAGAGAUUGGGCCUCGCGUAUAAUGGAUUAUCUAAGAGCCAAUGUGAUGAUUUGGCCAAGUGGAUGGUUCAAUCAAAAGUGACAGGUCUAGACGUUGGUUUUAACGAUUUGAAUGGCAAACUUUCCUCUUUCACCGAUGCUGUUUUAGGCAAAAUACAAAAAGCUAACGAGAAAAACGUCUUCAAAUUUUUAUCUCUAAAUGGGACAAAUUUGAGAGUGAACGAACACGACACUUUUGAGAAUAACGAGGUCUUAAAACUGAUAAGCGUUUUAUGUUAUUUGGAAAAUUUAAAAUUCUUGGAUAUAUCGAACAAUCCUGCCAUCUUCCCCCACUGUGUUCCGACGCUGAUUGAUUUUUUACCUGUUUUUGUUAAUCUUGUCCGUCUGCAUAUCGACUACAAUAAUUUAAGUUCCACGAGUGUAGUGAUGCUGGCCGAAAUAUUACCCAUGUGUUCAAGAUUGAAUUAUUUUUCCAUGUUAGGAACGGAAUUGGAUUUGGCAUCGUCUAAAGCUCUAGCAGAGGCGGUGAGGAAAAGUUCAUCUUUGAUGACUUUGGACGUGGACUAUGUGUAUAUGCCAGAGAACAUUAAGGAAAAAAUUUCAUUAUAUGCUUUAAGAAAUAUUCAAGGGGAGUUGAAAAGGGUUAAUAGUGACGAUAAAGAUAUCAAAGAUAGCCAAUUUUCAAGCCUACAGGACCAACUAUCACUUUUAUUAACUGAAAAAGCGGAUAAUUCCGAACAUUACAACAAAAUGGUUGAGAAUUUCAUGGCCAAAAUCGCGUUGGCACGUAUCAAGAUUAGUAAAGUGGUUCAUGAUCUUUUUGAUUUAAAACUGAAUGGACAAUUAAAUUUGGAAGGUAAGGAAGCUUUGAUUAGAUUAUGCUUCAUAGAGGCAAGUUUGGAAAGAGGCUGUGACCUGCUGAAACAAAGACAUAACAACACUUUGAAAUCACCAGAGGCCGUCUCAAAAAGUCGGAAAGGGGGAAAUCAAGCACAACCCAAUUCCGAAAGCUGUCAAAGAAUGUUACUAAGCUCAUCUAUAUUACAAAAUUCAGAUCAUAUUGCGCUUAUGCCAUUCGGUAGUGCAAUAGUCGAAAAGUCAAGCCCAGAUGCAGAAGAUGCCGUCGAAUUCAGAGAAGGUGACGACUCCAACGUAAAUCACGAAGACGUACCAGCAAAUGAUCAACAAUUUCGAGAUGAAGUUGAUAUCAAAAACAAAUACUCUAUCAUUAAAAGAGAACUAGAACACGAAAAGCUUGUCGGUGGUGGCGAUUUGCCAGUGGACAAAGAAAUCUUAAAUCGUGCCGCACAAUCCUUAGAUAGUGACCAGAUAAAGGAAUUUCUGUUGAAGAAUGACGUCUCUACUAUCCUUGGCGUCAUUGAUGAACUGCAUAGCCAAGGGUACCACUUGCAUCAUAUUUUCAAAAAACAGGGAAACCAAGAAGAGACCGCGUUCAGAACAAAGGAUGAACAACAGUCCUCCCAAUCCAAUGAUUCAAGUGCUAAUGCGUCCCCUACCACUGAUCCGAUAUCCACAGGCUCCAAUACUUCUAGAACGAACGAUAAUGCUCAUAUUCCUCCGACCGAUGCGCCUGGAUUUGAUAAAUUUAUGAACAAUGCAGAGGAAAAUGCCAUUGACGCUGCUUAUGAUGAUGUGCUAGACAAAAUCCAGGAUGCGCGGAACAGUAGUACUAAAUAA